CUUCACUAACACGCCCGUCAAUAUUGCGUCAACUCGAUUAGCUCAUGGCCAUCCCCUCGGGAUAUUGCCCUUAGUUCCCCCACAGAUCCUACAGAAAAUGUUACCGUAGCAUAUCGUGGGAGUCAAGAUCUUUUUUUUUCCACGCCAUGGAGAUUUCUCAAGUUCCGCUCUCACAUUCCGGGUCCCAAGCGAAGAACGCAGAGAAUGCGUCCCCACUUGCUGAUGUAGAGAAGAAUGAGGAUGGAGGCACCCUUCAUCCGGAUGUGUCUGAGCCCCCGUACUCGAUUUUUAGCACGAAAAUGAAGAUGUGGAUUAUCUUCCUUGUCUCCAUCUCGGCGCUCAUAUCGCCAUUUGGAGCAACCACCUUCUAUCCCGCAUUGAAUGUUCUUGCAGAGAAGCUCGAUGUUUCUCCAGCCAUGGUGAACAUCUCACUCACGACAUAUAUGAUUGCUCAAGCCAUCGCACCGUCGAUCAUUGCCGGAAUGUCUGACAAUAGUGGACGCCGUUUAUCGUUCAUUGUAUGCUUCGCCAUCUUCAUCGUUGCCAAUAUCGGCCUCGCUUUGCAAACUAAUUACGCCGCCUUGCUUGUUCUACGAAUGGUCCAGGCCACCGGCUCCAGUGCUUCCAUUGCUCUAUCAGUUGCAGUUGUGGCGGACGUGGCGACCUCCGCUGAACGAGGGCAAUAUAUGGGUUAUGCCACUGCUGGGCUUCUCUUUGGGCCGGCCUUCGGCCCAACCAUCGGCGGUGUGUUGGCCCAAUACCUUGGGUGGAGAUCAAUCUUCUGGUUUUUGGCCAUCUACGCUGGCGUGCUCCUUGCCAUGUUCACCCUGCUCUUUCCUGAAACGUGCCGGAACGUCGUUGGGAACGGUUCCACACUAGCGCGGGGGGUGAAUCGCUCCCUGGUGAGCUACCUUCAGGAACAGAACUUUUCUGGUCCGCCAUCCCCCAUCGACAGCAAUCCUCCUACAGCUACAGGAAAGCGUGGAUUCAAUUUCCCAAAUCCUCUUGGGACAUUACGGAUUCUUGGAGAAAAAGAAUCUUGUAUCGUUCUUCUUUACAACGGCCUGUUCUUCACUGGGAUGAUGACCACCACGGCCGCCGUCCCGGAGCUCUUCAAAUCUGCCUACGGCCUUGACGAACUUAGAGUGGGUCUCUGCUAUAUAGCCCUUGGUACCGGCUCGCUGAUCUCCGCUCUCACGAUGGGACACGUCGUCGACUGGAAUUUCCGUCGACAUGCGAAGAGACUCCAGAUGCCAAUCGCAAAAGGAAAACAGCAAGAUCUCCGCCAUUUCCCGAUUGAGCUAGUCCGUCUUCAAGUAGUUGUCCCAGGGCAUCUGAUCGGCACAGCUGCGUUGCUGAUGUUUGGUUGGAGCAUCAAAUUCAAUACCCAUAUUUCCCUGCCAGAAGUUGCGCUCUUCUUCAUCGGCUUUGGCAUCUCGACCGCUUUUAAUAUCACUAAUACUUUGCUCGUCGACCUUCAUCGUAAUCAGCCUGCCACUGCUACUGCCGCAGUGAAUUUUGUGCGAUGCCUCAUGUCGGCUGGGGGCUCAGCGGCUAUCAUCCCUAUGUGUCAAGCUAUGAACGCCGGAUGGGCAUUUACCCUUAUAGCGCUGAUUUACGUGAUCUUGGUCGCGGCGGUGUUCUGGAUUAUGAGGAAAGGAAUGGCGUGGAGGGAAGCGGAGGCGAAGAAGUUGUUGGGGGAUGAUAAAAGAGGUGAACUGGAUUCGAGGAAUGGCCAUUCUAAGAAUGUGCUGGUGGAAGCCGAACGUCCUAUCAACGAGACCAGAUAUGGUUCGGGGGAGACAGCCAAAAAAUAACCUCAACCGUUGAAUCAAAAUCGAAUGCAGGUGUGGCGCCUAUGGCGCUUUAUCGUACUACAGGACUCUAGCUCACUAAGAUGUAACAAAUUUGAGGGCAAAGUAAAAAAGUAGGGGAAAUCCAGGUUAACGGACAUUUAAGCAUCCUCGGGCGAAAACGGUAUCAUUAGUUCCGCUGCACAGCAAGUCUUCGACCCACUAUGAGUAGUUCUCUAGGCAAGUGGGUAAUAUUAGGGGUCGACGGACGACACCGAUAGUCGGGCCACCAUCGCUUUGGAAAUGAGCCGUGAGAUGAAGCAGGUAGAAGAAAUCAGACACUGGUGGGAAGCUGAGGUCUUGUGUAUCUGUUGUCAUGAAACUAUUCAAGUUCAAGUAGGAGGGUGAAGGAAGGUGUUGGGUCGAGCUUUUCCAUUUGGUGUAGGGAUAUGAGUAGAUAAUUCCUCAAACCUC
Molecule: messenger RNA, 2267 nt
Organism: Lindgomyces ingoldianus
Lineage: Eukaryota; Fungi; Ascomycota; Dothideomycetes; Pleosporales; Lindgomycetaceae
Product: MFS general substrate transporter
Exons: 2
Coding region: 147-1817 (556 amino acids)
Biological process (GO): transmembrane transport
Molecular function (GO): transmembrane transporter activity
Source: RefSeq, a predicted model, not a curated record